Capsella rubella is the source of this 1149-nucleotide messenger RNA. RefSeq names its product transcription factor MYB78. Gene Ontology annotation, molecular function: DNA-binding transcription factor activity; sequence-specific DNA binding. Gene Ontology annotation, biological process: regulation of DNA-templated transcription. Lineage: Eukaryota; Viridiplantae; Streptophyta; Magnoliopsida; Brassicales; Brassicaceae. The record is from RefSeq and is a predicted model, not a curated record. Gene Ontology annotation, cellular component: nucleus. The coding region runs from base 114 to 938 and encodes 274 amino acids. The transcript has 3 exons.
UUGCUUAAUCACUUCAAAUCUAAUCCAAAAAAACCAUUCACACACCAUCGUCUCCUCUCUUUCUCUAACUCUUUUCCUUUCUUUUUUUCUUUUUUUUCUUUUUGAUUAAAGAAAUGGAAGAUUACGAGCGCAACUCAAACUCUCCAACUCAUCAUGAAGAAGAUUCUGAUGUACGGAAAGGUCCAUGGACCGAGGAAGAAGAUGCAAUCCUAGUCAACUUCGUCUCUAUCCAUGGUGAUGCUCGUUGGAACCACAUCGCUCGUUCCUCUGGGCUUAAGAGAACUGGUAAGAGUUGCAGAUUAAGAUGGCUUAACUACUUACGUCCAGAUGUUAGAAGAGGCAACAUCACUCUCGAAGAACAAUUUAUGAUCCUCAAACUCCAUUCUCUCUGGGGCAAUAGGUGGUCGAAGAUUGCACAGUAUUUACCGGGAAGAACAGAUAACGAAAUAAAGAACUAUUGGAGAACGCGAGUCCAGAAACAAGCUAAACACCUAAGAUGCGAUGUUAAUAGCAAUCUCUUCAAAGACACUAUGCGUAAUGUUUGGAUGCCCAGAUUAGUGGAAAGGAUCAACGCCCAAUCAUCACCCUCCACGUGUGAGCUAUCCGAGUCCAUGAUCACCGACCCAGGUCAACGUGUCGACGAACCGAGUCCGGUCGAACCGGGUUUCCUUCAAUUCAACCCGAUUCAUCAUGAUCAGCAACUCGUACCGGCUGCGGAGGUAUCAGCAGCGUCUUCGAAUUCGCCGGCUGAGACGUUAUCGGACGUUGUGGUGAACGGGUCGGCGGGUUAUGACCCGAUCGGUCAAACGGGUUUCGCGGGGUUCAACGAUUGGGGCUGUGUUGGUGGGGACAACAUGUGGACCAAUGACGACGAGAGUUUAUGGUUCUUGCAGGACCAGCUCCUCUCCCACGAAACGACAUCGUAUUCCUAUAACUAAGAGGGAACAAUAUAUACGAUUACGAUACGUUUUCGAAGGAAUUCAAUUGCGUCACGUUUGCUGUAAUACUUCAUUCGUGCGUGAUGCCAUUUUAGAUACGGCCUUGGUUUACGAAUCUUGACUUACUUAAUUGUUAUUAUUUAUGCUUUUUUUUUUUUUUUUUCUUUUCUUUAAUUUCCCAGACUAUAUUAAGAUCCGAUCAUCUCACACG